AUUAUGCCAUCAAAAAAGUAGUAUAGUCCAAAAGCUCUCUUUCUUUCUCUCUCUCUCUCUCCAUGGCCACAGCUUGUAUUUCGGGGCACUUUCUUGCACGUUUCAUCGAUCCAGAACCAGCAAAAUGCAGUAUUUCUGCCUCACCAAUUUCCUGCAGUAGACAAUCAUCUAUUCAUUUCUUUCACCAUAAAUAUCAAUCAUGUUCAUUGUCCAUGAAUGGCUGCCAAGGAGACCCCAGAGCACCAAUCGGAACCAUUGAAACGCGCACUUUUCCAACAGUUCCAUCACCUGCAUUGGCUAUGGACACCCUCAACUCGGCCAUUUCACAGUUGAAAUCAGACCCACCGCCAUUUACAUCUGGAAUUAUUCGUCUCCAGGUACCAAUCCAACAGAAAAUCGAAGCCAUUGAUUGGCUCCACGCCCAACACUACCUUCUUCUUCCUCGCUGCUUCUUCUCUGGUCGAACUCGAACUGGCAAUUCCGAUAUUUUCAACGGAAAUGGCCACAAUUCAACCCCAAAAACUCACAAUUUGGUCAGUGUCGCUGGUGUCGGCUCCGCCGUCUUCUUUCGCCACAUCAAUCCCUUCUCAUAUUCCGAUUGGAAGUCCAUUAAGAGGUUUCUUUCAAAUAAGUGCCCUUUAAUCCGUGCUUAUGGGGCUAUCCGUUUUGAUGCACGGUCUAACAUAUCAUCUGAAUGGAAGGAUUUUGGUUCAUUUUACUUUAUGGUCCCUCAGGUUGAGCUAGAUGAGCUUGAAGGAAGCUCAAUGCUUGCCACAACUGUUGCAUGGGACACUUCCCUUUCAUGGACAUGGGCAAUGGCUAUUGAUGCACUUCAGGCUACAAUGUGCCAGGUUUCUGCCAUUGUUGUAAAGUUGCGGAAAGAAGUUCCUAAAACAUUUAUUCUAAGCAAUAAUCACAUUCCCAGUAAGACCUAUUGGGAUCUUGCUGUUAACAGAGCUUUGCAGCUGAUAGACACAGGAAACUCAGCACUGAUUAAGGUUGUACUUGCACGAAGCAGCAGAGUGGUAACCACUACUGAUAUUGACCCUAUAGCAUGGUUGGCUUGUUUACAGGUUGAAGGGGAAAAUGCUUAUCAGUUUUGCCUACAGCCACCUAAUGCAAGGGCAUUUAUUGGAAACACGCCAGAGCAACUAUUUCACAGAAAAUGUCUUAGCAUUAAUAGUGAGGCUUUGGCUGGAACCCGUGGUAGAGGUAGAUCAACAACUCUAGAUCUUCAAGUAGAACUGGACUUGCUUUCCAGUCCCAAGGACCACCUUGAGUUUACAAUAGUGCGAGAAAGCAUACGAAAAAAAUUAGAGGCUGUAUGUAAUGGGGUUGUGGUUGAACCAAAGAAAGCGAUAAGGAAACUCCCAAGAGUCCAGCAUUUAUAUGCUCAAUUGGCAGGCAGGUUAAGAAGCGAGGAUGAUGAGUUUGACAUCUUGGCUUCUCUUCAUCCAAGUCCAGCAGUUUGUGGGUUUCCAACAGAAGAGGCACGUCUGUUUAUUGCAGAAACUGAAGUAUUUGACCGAGGAAUGUAUGCUGGGCCUGUUGGUUGGUUUGGAGGAGGAGAGAGUGAGUUUGCUGUUGGCAUCAGGUCAGCAUUAGUGGAAAAGGGUCUUGGUGCAUUGAUCUAUGCUGGAACAGGGAUAGUGGAAGGAAGCAAUCCAUCUUUAGAGUGGGAUGAGCUGGAACUCAAGACAUCUCAGUUUACCAAGUUGCUUAAGCUUGAAGUGCCUCUGCACCAAAAGUUGAUAACUUGAGGAGUAUAGACUGAAAGAUUGGUGUAGUAACCAGUGGAAAGCAUUAAAACAAAGGUCAAGUUGCUGGAGAAGUUACAAUAAUCAUAGGCAAACUGUAUAUACAGCAACUCUGGCUUUGCAAUAUUCAUGGGGAAAUGAGGUUGCAGGGUGGUAGAUUAUGUCAUCGCAGAUCUUCUGAAAUAUAACUUCAGUCUUAUGCAGCAUCCGGAGAACUAGUCUUAUCUCCAUUACAUCUAUUUAAUUUGAAUGUGUUAAACAUCUACAUGUCUUAUACCUGUUCAAAUAAGCUGUGACCUUGGUAGUAUUAUUUCAGUAUCCUUUUGGCUUCAAAUAUAGGAGGGACAUGCCUUAAGCAAAACAUUCUUGCAGAAAUUGCAUCUCUUGGAGGUUGUAAAUUUGAGUGGUUUUGUGUUAAUAAUUUACCACAAAUUAGAAAUUUAAAUUUAUGUGGCGACUGAUGUCCUAAAGUGGAGACUGGAUUUCUUUAUUGAAGAGUGGAUUGUUCCUGCUGGUUGAUUCCUA
Messenger RNA from Quercus lobata, 2282 nucleotides. RefSeq names its product ADC synthase superfamily protein (gene EDS16). Gene Ontology annotation, molecular function: isochorismate synthase activity. The transcript is spliced from 16 exons. Gene Ontology annotation, cellular component: plastid. Lineage: Eukaryota; Viridiplantae; Streptophyta; Magnoliopsida; Fagales; Fagaceae. Gene Ontology annotation, biological process: phylloquinone biosynthetic process. Bases 63 to 1760 code for a protein of 565 amino acids. The record is from RefSeq and is a predicted model, not a curated record.